AUGGAUUACACCAAAGUAUUCUUACUGUUCUGCCUCAGUGCGUUGAUGCUGCUCGGUGCUUCGAUUGCAGCCACAGAAGCGGAAACGGAAACAGGAACGGAUCCGAAGCCGAGCCCCGUUCAGCUCUCGGAGGCUGGAGAAACUGCCCAGAGUGAGGCGGGAGAUGAGAACGUUCGCAAGGUUCGUCAGUUCUUUGGCCCGCCACCGCCUCCGCCCUUUUUUGGACCACCCCCACCACCCUACUACGGAGGCUAUGGUGGAUACGGCGGCGGCUUUGGUGGCGGAUUCCAGCGCACUCGCGUCAUAACACGCACCCGCUACCGCGGCCGAGGAGGCUACUACGGCGGCGGCUUCUAUGGCUAA
Molecule: messenger RNA, 363 nt
Organism: Drosophila persimilis
Lineage: Eukaryota; Metazoa; Arthropoda; Insecta; Diptera; Drosophilidae
Exons: 1
Coding region: 1-363 (120 amino acids)
Source: RefSeq, a predicted model, not a curated record